AAAAGCAGAAGAAUACCUGCGGCUAUCCCAGGUGAAAUGCACGCGAUUGAUGGCUCAGAUGACAGCUGCAAGCAGUGCUGUGAUGUGCCUGGACCUAGCAGCUAGCUUCAUGAAACAGCCAGUUGACAAAAGCUGUUUUGUUAAACUCUCUGGCUUGAACAAGACUACCUACCAGAGCUCCAUGAAGUCCUUGGAGUGUUUGCUAGAGGUGAACCCCAGACUGAGAAUGCGAGACUUGGCUGUGCAGUUCUGCUGCACAGAGGCAUUGAACACUGCUUCAAAAAUACUCCAGAGGUAUGAAUCCAGCCUCUCUGAAGCACAGAAAAAGGACCUGGAUUUCUCAAAACCACUCUUUAUAACAGCUGCACUAUUCAUUGCAUGCAGGUGUUUGAAGCUAAAAGUGGACAAAACUAAAAUGUUGGCUGUAUCUGGGGUGAAAAAAGCAAUAUUUGGCCGGCUUUGCAAUCAGCUGGAGAAGAUGAGCCAGGAACUCUGCAAAGAAGAUGUUCCAGUGGUUGCAGAGACACCCGAAAGCUUUCAGACCAACCUGAAGCACUGCGAGAAAGAAGAUGGAUCUGAGGAUGAUGAGGAGGUGCCGUGUAAACGGCCAAAGACUGAAACAAAGCAAGACUAUGAAGAAUGGAAAAAGGAAAUCCUGGAAAACGCUGCGAAGGCACGAGAGACAAGCAGGAGUACUGUCUGUAGCACCACCUAG
Nestor notabilis (Kea) is the source of this 715-nucleotide messenger RNA. RefSeq names its product origin recognition complex, subunit 6 (gene ORC6). The annotation marks the transcript as partial. The record is from RefSeq and is a predicted model, not a curated record. Lineage: Eukaryota; Metazoa; Chordata; Aves; Psittaciformes; Psittacidae. Gene Ontology annotation, biological process: DNA replication initiation; DNA replication. Gene Ontology annotation, cellular component: nuclear origin of replication recognition complex. Gene Ontology annotation, molecular function: DNA binding. The transcript is spliced from 6 exons.